UCCAAAAAAAAGCAGCCGCGGCUAUGUCGGUAAAGGAUGCUACUAAGAUAGUCCAUGGAAAUAUAAUGGAACUUUUCACCACUCAUACAGUCUUGUCCCUCCUUCAAAACAUGACCACACAACACAUGACAGCUCAGAGACUGUCCGGAUAUGAGACCAUAUUACUCAGUACGGCAAACCUGUUGAUAAAGACAUGUCCAGACACCUCACCAGUGAUAAGAUUUUUGCAUACACUUUUGAGACUCAAGCGUGAAGGUUCUGACGAACAAGUAGACCCAAUACCUGAGCACAGAUGUGAUGAAAUAAUCUUGUCAUGCACAACACCUAGGGAGGAUUUAAAGGACACACCACAGACUGACAGUAUAGAUGUUUUUGUGGAUGGAUCAUGCACAAGACCAGAUGACAGGACAUACCAAACAGGUUACGCAGUGGUCAUGCUCCCAAAUCAAGUGAUAGAAGCUGAACCAAUUGUCACAACUUCGGCACAACAAGCUGAGCUGGUGGCGCUCACAAGAGCCUGUGAAAUAUUCGCAGGACACAAAGUGAAUAUUUAUACUGACAGUAGCUAUGCAUUUGGAACAGUGCAUGAUUAUGCGUUAAUAUCGAAAAAUAGGGGGUAUAUCUCAGCAGACGGGAAGAAAGUAGCGAAUCAGAAAUACAUAGAUCACUUGCUACAUGCAAUUCAAUUGCCAGAAGCUAUAAGUGUGAUAAAAGUGAAAGGACACUCUGCAAAAGGAGAUUAUCAAGCUAUGGGAAACAACCUAGCAGACAGAGCAGCAAAAAUGGCAGCCAAGAGAGACACGAGAAGUGAAAAUAAGUUAUUAUUCAUGACAGACUUUGAAAGUGAAAACUGGGUGUCAGUAGUAUAUCAACUUCAGAAACAGUCUACCAGUGAGGACAUCAAGUACUGGAAAUCUCAGGGACUGCAGACGACAGGUACAGACCCAACUCAUCCAUUCUUGCCCGGAGACAAAGUUCUGGUGAAACAACUAGCUGCCCGCCACAAGACUGGUCCAAUAUACCAAGGUCCAUUUGAGGUUCUAAGAGUUGCUCGAACGGCUGUCCUUACUGACCAGAGUCCACAGUGGAUACACGCCAGCCGGCUCAAGAAGACACCAGAAGGAGUCCUCAGGGAAUUCCCCGGACAAACAUGAGUCUUUCGGACAAGAUG
Bufo bufo (common toad) is the source of this 1171-nucleotide messenger RNA. RefSeq lists its product as uncharacterized. The record is from RefSeq and is a predicted model, not a curated record. The transcript is spliced from 2 exons. Gene Ontology annotation, molecular function: RNA-DNA hybrid ribonuclease activity; nucleic acid binding. NCBI's taxonomy places the organism in Eukaryota, Metazoa, Chordata, Amphibia, Anura, Bufonidae. Gene Ontology annotation, biological process: DNA replication, removal of RNA primer. Bases 24 to 1154 code for a protein of 376 amino acids.